Messenger RNA from Oncorhynchus gorbuscha (pink salmon), 7892 nucleotides. RefSeq names its product SH3 and multiple ankyrin repeat domains protein 1-like. Lineage: Eukaryota; Metazoa; Chordata; Actinopteri; Salmoniformes; Salmonidae. Gene Ontology annotation, cellular component: postsynaptic membrane; postsynaptic density; dendritic spine. The record is from RefSeq and is a predicted model, not a curated record. Gene Ontology annotation, molecular function: ionotropic glutamate receptor binding; synaptic receptor adaptor activity.
UUGAAUGAGCCACAUUGGAGAGGGAGAGUAUGGGAGUGUGUGUGCGAGGGAGAGAUGGAGACAGUGCUAUAGAGGGGGUAGGGCAGGUGAAAUUGUGUGUGUAUGUGUGUGAGAGAGAGGUUGUCAGAUCCCCCUCGAAGUAGAGGCUGCUGCUCAGUGCAGUUGCUCUGGGUCCCAUUGAUACUCAUUUAUAUAGUGGGAUGAGCUGAAAAUGUCAUUUUGAAUGGAGGGAAAAACAUUUGCUAUAUUUUUACCUUUCCUUAUUUGUCCUUCUGGAUCUUUACUCAUCUCCACUGGUCCUCCUGGCUCUCUUUGUGGGUGUAUAAAGGAGGUCACUGCGGACACAAAGAAACAGAACACAGUCCAGUAAAAGCAUGUUUUUGGGGGUGAAGACAAUGUCGCACGGGACAGCCAUGUCACGUUGCCACGACAGCAAUGUCACCUGGCCCUCUCUGCAGUGACCCUGCACAGCGAAGGAUGCUGGGGAAUAGCAAACACUAUUAUCCCGGGGAGGACGACAAGUAUGGGGAAGAUGAGGAAGAGGAAGAGGAGCAGGGACGAGAGAACAGAAAGGGGGAGAGUAGAGAGAAGGAGAAUGGAGGGAUAGAAGGGCUCGGGGAGAUGGAGAUAAAGGGAGGCAGACAAUCACGCGAAGGUAAAUGGGAGGGAGGUAAACCCUCGGCCAUUGUGGUUGGAAGACAGAGAGGAGACCGGACACUGAGGCCAGCCAAUCCAAGAACUAGAGGCAUCCCCUAUACAUCCAAUCAGGCUCCCCAAAAGCAGCAACACCAUCUCAUCCCAGCCAAUCAGCAGCAGUAUCACCCGGCCCCGUCCACUCAGACCCAGAAGAGACGCGCUCACAUGGAGCGGAGUAUGACCACAGUGGCGCCCAUAGAGGACACUCACCUGACCAUGAUGGUGUUCCGCAUUGGAAUCCCUGACAUCAAACAGACAAGGUGUCUGCAGUUUGACCCUGACUUCACGGUGUGGAGUGCCAAGCAGCAGGUCGUCUGUUCGCUGAGCGAGCCACUGUGGGACAUCUACAACUAUGGCCUCUUCCAGCCCGCCGGAGAGGGACGAGACGCCAUGUUCCUGGAGGAGGAGCGCUGCCUCCGAGACUACCCACAGUCCUUUGAGAAAGGGGUGCCUUACCUGGAGUUUAGGUACAAGACCAGGGUAUACAAACAAACAAACCUGGAUGAAAAACUACUUACUAAACUGCACACCAAGGCGAGUCUGAAAAAGUUCAUGGACUACAUUGUGAGUGGAUCAUUAGAUAAGAUAUCAAAGGUACUGGACAAAGGUCUCGACCCAAACUACCAUGACCCUGACAAUGGAGAGUCUCCCCUGUCUGUGGCGGUGCAAUCUGGUAUGACAGUGGAGGGGAUCAGGGCGCUCGUUCAAGGUGGGGCCCAUGUCGACUUCAGAUCCAGAGAUGGACUGACAGCUGUACACAAGGCUGUCAAGGCACACAAUCAUGUUGCGCUGCUGGCUCUACUGUCCCUGGGAGCGUCUCCUGAUUACAAAGACAGAUGUUGCCUGACCCCGCUGUACCACUCAGUGCUGAUAGGUGGCGACACCUCCUGCUGUGAGACCCUACUCUACUACAGGGCCAGACUGGGAGUGAGAGAUGAAAACGGCUGGGAGGAGUCUCACCAGCUCAGGGAUGAAGAGGAAUUUGGAAUGCAAGAAAUACACAAGGCCUGCCAGAAUGGUUUUGCCCAGCACCUGGAGCACCUUCUGUUCUAUGGGGCAGAUACCACUUCUCAGAAUGCCUCAGGGAACACUGCACUUCACAUUUGUGCUCUGUAUAAUAAGGAAAGCUGUGUUCGUGUUCUGCUCUACAGAGGUGCCAAUAAGGAAAUGAAGAACAAGCAUGGACAAACCCCCUUUCAGGUAGCAGUAAUGUCAGGCCAUUUUGAAAUCGGGGAAAUCAUCAAAAACCACAGAGAUGCAGAUGUAGUGCCCUUUCUGGAAUUCCCAAAGUAUGCUCCCAAAAGAGGAGAGAGUGCACGCGCAAUCCCUCUCCUCAUGGCUCACCCUCACCCCCACCCCCUUCUGCGUGCUAACAGUGAUAACAGCAUGACCCUGCCUGAUACCAUGGCCCUGCCUGAUACCAUGGCCCUGCCCAACAAGUCUGCUAGAUCCAAUCCCAUCCCUGGACAGGGUCGCAGGGCCUCUGUAGGUGUGAGGAGCUCCAGCAGUCCCAGGGCUCGUACCCGCUCCCCAUCACGAGGAAGAGGAGGAGGAGGAGGACAGAGUGACACAGAGGAGAGGCAUCACAGCAAACCACAGCGCGGCAGACAAGGUGCGACCUCAACAACGGGUGGUGGUGCAGGGUCAGCUGGGGGUCAGAUGAGGCGUAUGUACAGUGCGGUUCCAGGGCGAGUGUACGUGGCCACGAGGGCCUACACUGCCCACGGAGACAAAGAGCUUAGCAUCAGCAAAGGAGACAAAGUCAAAGUGUUGAGUGUGGGAGAGGGGGGGUUUUGGGAGGGCACAGUGAAGGGUCGUACAGGCUGGUUCCCCUCAGACUAUGUGGAGGAGGUGGGUCCUCCCAUUAAGGACAAUCGAUCAGAGACGCGCAGUGAGAAAGCCAAGAGGAAGCUGUUUCGUAAUGUCACCGUGGGAGCAUAUGAUGGUGUGGAUGGCCCCAGUGACUACAUCAUUAAGGAGAAGACAGUGCUCCUGCAGAAGAAAGACAAUGAGGGCUUUGGCUUUGUGCUUCGGGGAGCCAAAGCCCAGACUCCUAUAGAGGAGUUCACUCCGACCCCAGCAUUCCCCGCGCUGCAGUACCUGGAGUCUGUGGAUGAGGGGGGUGUGGCCUGGAGGGCUGGUUUAAGGAUGGGGGACUUCCUUAUUGAGGUUAAUGGUCAGAAUGUAGUGAAGGUGGGCCACAGGCAGGUGGUCAACAUGAUCAGACAAGGUGGCAACGCGCUGAUGGUCAAGGUUGUCAUGGUGACACGCAACCCGGAGAUGGAGGAGACCAACCUCAGGAAGAAAGUCCCCCAGCAGGCUAAGAGGCUGACUCCUCCUGCCAUUGCCCUGCGCUCUAAAUCAAUGACAUCAGAGCUGGAAGACAUGGUGGAGAAAGCUGCCUCUCCAUGGAAAAAGAAAGCAGAGUACGAGUCCUCCCAGGUGCCUGAUAAGAAGAGGACAGUCUAUCAAAUGGCACUGAAUAAACUGGAUGAGAUCCUGGCGGCGGCUCAGCACACAAUCACAUCAGACGGACAGGGACAGCGGGGUCACGGAGGGAAGAGAGACCGAACCAAGAGCAUCGCCCCCAAUGAGCCAAGUCAUGACCAGUUGGUUGGUGUGAUGCCGCCUGGGUUUGGUUACAACCAGGGUCAAUAUCCCCCCGGCCAGCCUCAUGGAGUAAUGCUGCGACAGAAAUCUAUUGGUGUGAUGGAGGAGGAGAGGCAGUACCUCCACAACCCGGCCAUGAAACUGGCCCGUAGUCUGUCAGAGGACAUCCCCCCUCCCCCAAACACAUCCGCCCCAGAACCCCCCUUAUCUGCUGACCCCCAUACUGUUUGGAGGGGGGAGCAGUCUGCCCCCCAACCUCCAUCCUCCCAGGCCCAGGCCCAGGCCCAGGCCCUCCUCACCCAGCAGCAGGCAGUCCACGCCACCCAGGCAGGCUGGGACAGGGGAGGCCCUGGCGGGGCCAAUCAACAGCACGGCAUGGCCCCGACCCUCCGGAGAGGAGGAGGACAAUACACAGGGGAGCCCCCAGAGGGGACGAAGAGAGGAGGGGGCAAAAUGGGGGUGUUGAGGAGGGGCUACAGUAGUGCUACUCCACCCACGAGUGCAGCUCCCAAAACUCAACAGCAACCCCAGCAGCAGCAACCCCAGCAGCAGCAGCCCCAGCAGCAAGUGGCGACCCGGGAGAGGGGCGGAGGGGCAGGCAGGGGUGGUGGAGGCAGGAAGGGCGGGAGGGGUCCUCUUGUAAAGCAGACCACAGUGGAAGGUGGGCUCAGCAGGCACCACCGAGGGGGGGCAAGGCCAGGGGGUAAGCGCUCAGGAGCCAAAGAGAAGAGCUCCAUCCCCAUCCCCACCAUCAUCGUCAAGGCCCCCUCCACCAGCAGCGGCAGUGGCCGCAGCAGCCAGGGCAGCAGCGUAGAUGCCGAGCAUCCGCCUCCCGACAUAGGUGACCCUACCUCCGCAUCCGCAUCCGCCUCCCCCGACACCCCCACCACUCCCGGCCUGCCUUCCCCUGUGUCCCCCUUACCACCCCAGCCCCCUGUCUCUUCCGCCAUGCCCCCUUCGAAUGUCGCCCCCCAGCUGCCCCCUAACCUGGAGAAUCUGGACUUCACCAACCAGUUCAGGGGGGCCUUCGUGGGGGCAGCGCGCCGGGACCGGGAACGUUUCCGUGACAUGAGGAGGAAGAGUGCUUCCUUCUUCCUCUCCUCCGAAGAGGACAUCCAAGGGGAGGCGGGGGGAGGUGGAGGGGCCCCACCCCCCCGCCUCCGCCCCUCCAAGUCCAUCGACGAGGGCAUGUUCUCUGGGGACAAUUAUGUCCACUACGCCAGCAGCAUGCCCCCUGCCUUCGGGCUGCCUGAGUACCACUCCCCUGUGAUGGGCCAGGACGGCCAGCCCAAGUCCGCUCCCUCCAACUACGGCCCAGGCUCUCCAGCCACCACCUUCAUCCACCCUCUGACUGGGAAGGUCCUUGACCCCUCGUCCCCUCUGGGCCUGGCGCUGGCUGCACGGGAAAGGGCCCUCAAGGACGACCGGAGGACCCGGCGGGAGGAGCGGCACUUUGGCCGGCAGAUGUCCAGCGUGGGGGCAUUUCCUACCUCUCUCCCAUCCCCCACGCCGUCCUUGUUCCCCGCCACUACCUCCCCCGCCUCCCUGAGCCGCCCGCUGUCACCCAGGAUAUUACGCUUGGGAGGGGAAGGGGGAGGGGAGAGAGUGGAGAGGGACCAGGCGGCCGGAACCAGAGAGGGCCUCAGAGUUCGCUUUUCAGAGGACAGAACCAACCAGUACCAGACCCAGUAUUAUCAACAGAGUCCUAGAGACAGGGAGCCACCUGGCCCGCCCAUGCAGCCGCCCGGCCCGCCGCCUCAGCCUGCACCCCGCAGACCCUCGUUCCUACAGAUGGAGAGCAGUGCAAACUCUAGCUACAUCCCCCAAUACCGCCUACCCGCAGCCCCAGCCCACCCACAUGAAGAUGAGGGAGAGGGAGGAGGAGGAGUGGGACUGGGGCUCAUGGUGCUUCCACCGCCCACCCCCUCCAUAGACAUAGAUGAUGAGUUUGUCUUUGUUGACCCCCUACCCCCUCCCUUGCAGUUUGCCAACGGCCAAGGCCAGAGAGAACUGCAGAGGGGAUACUCUCAACAGCAUCAACACUCAGCCUCACACGCCCCUCUCGCAUUGCCACCCCCGCCACCCCGCCGCCCCCCUCCCCUCCUAAAGUACCUCCAACAGGAGGCUUCGCCUCCAACGCCCCCUCCCUUCCCCCAAACUGGGGACUCUGCUGCCUCCAGCCUCACGUCCUACGACAGCGAGGUGGCCAACCUCACCCAGUCAGCUCUGUCUCCCUCCCUCACCUCGCCCCAAAUAUUCCCCCGUUCCUCCGCCGCCACAGUCGCCUCCGUUUUACCCGCCCCCUCACUCCACAGACCCCAGCCCAUGUCCCAUGCACACCCCUUCUCCAGUGGCCCCAGCGUACCGGUUAACCCCGCUAAUACGGGGGCGCCUGUUCCCCCGAUGACCUUAGCACAGGACCGAGGCGCGGCCACCCUCACUACGACUGUGACCUACGCCACCACGAUGACCGUGACCGCCGCCGCCACCAGUACCACCGCCUCUGCGCCGUCUUCAGACUACAAUGUAGCUGGGACCGCUCCCAGAACCACCGUCAGUGCAGUUGACAAGGCAGGCGACCACCAACCCUCCAGGAUGAAGACUGUAGACUGGCAGACAGAGACGGUGGUGGACUCUGGGAUUGAGGAGCUGGACAGUAGCAGCGACCACCAUCUGGAAACACUGGGAGUGAGCAGACUGAAGGGAGAGAGAGGAGGAGGAGGAGGAGGAGGAGGAGGAGGAGGAGGAGCGGAAGGGGAGAGAGUGGGCGGCGAGCACCCGGAUCCUUACUUGACUUACUCAGGUGGGCAGACGUUUGAAGUGCACCAUGCCAAACACACGGCCAACCCCCCUGUGUAUCCAAAGACGAUGCAGUACAAAGAAGGGGGCAUCAAGGACACAAGGGAAGCGUUGCGUCGACAGGCAAGCACCAAUCCGCCCUGCCAGAGCGUCCCACAACACCCCCAGAGACAGGCCAACCCAGAGGAGGAGGCCAGGAGAGGAGAGGGUGGAGCAGCGGACGAGAGGAAACAACGCAGACAGAGUCGACCCAAGAUGGAGGACAGCUUCGGUUCCACCUUGGCCGCCUGUCUUGAGCGGCCCAACACCCUGGAGCCAAGACCCUUGUCCUGGAGCGAGGGGGUCGACCCGGGGCAGGGCCUGGAGCGAGCCGGGGGUGGGAUGUCUGUAGAGGGGCGCAGACUGCACUCACCCCUAUCGGGAGUAAAGGCCAGCAUCAUCAACGAGCUGAGCUCCAAACUGCAACAGAUGAGCAAUAAGAGCACGGAGGACUGGAGUCAGUCUGAGAUGCGAGGUUCGAGUCCCAUUAAUCCGAGGUCGCCCACAAUGCAAAGAUAUUCAGGGGAUUUCUCUGCCUCGUUUCAGAGCCCCCCCACAGGUCACUCCACUUCCCCCUUACCCACCUCCUCCCCGCAGCAUCGCCCGUCAAUCUUCACCCCCAAUCUCACUGCCACUCCGUCUGGCUCGCCAUCCCACCAGCCCUCACUCCAGCCUAACUGGAUCCACUCCCCCUCUCCCCAGAUGCCCACCUCCCCCUCUCACUCCUCCCACCCUCCUCUCUCCCCCACUUACUCCCCUUCUCAAUCCCACCCUCCUCUCUCCCCCACAUACUCACCCUAUCCCACAUCCCCCAAACAUCGCACUAAGUACCGUGGAGCCAAGAUUUUUGACUUCCAAUGUACCCCUGGUCCAGAGCUGAGGUCAUCUAUGUCCCGCCGGCGUGCCCCCAGCCCCCUCAUCUACUCCACAAACUGCCCCAGCCCCGCCCCUCCCAGACCCUCCUCCCUCCCCAUCCUCCCCAGCACCCCUGUCUACAACACCCCCUUUGAGUUCCCCGUUCCCCUAACGCUCUCAUCCCCAGGUCACACCCUAGGAGACCCCUACAACCCCUCCACCUCUCCUCUCUUCCCCACAUCCCCACAACCUCCCAGCACCCUCUUGGUCUCCCGCUCCCUCUCCCCCACCCAGUUACUCUCCGGCGCAUCCUCACCCUCCAUGCACCUGCCCCCCUCUCCAUCCUGCCUCAACUACCCCCACCUCACCCCUCCUCCCCCAGCCAAGCCCUUCGCCAUCAAGCCCCUGUCCUACUGGACCAAGUGGGACGUGGCCGACUGGCUUUCCUACUUGAACCUGGGGGAGCACAGGGAACGUUUCCUGGAUAACGAGAUCGACGGCUCCCACUUGCCUUCCCUCACCAAGGACGACUUCCUGGACCUGGGGGUGACGCGCGUCGGCCACCGCAUGAACAUCGAGAGAGCGCUGAAGAAACUGACUGACAGGUGAGGGAAGAACGGCAGAGUCAAUGCACAGACAGAGGCAACAUGUCAGCCAGGGGCAAGUGGAAAUAAAGAGGGAGACAAAAGGACCGGAUGGAGAAGGAAAGACAAGUGCCUCUUUCCUUCCCUGCGAGCCAGAUGAGUCCAUCCCCCUUCCCUUUUUAGCCAUUAAGCAUUUAUCCUUAGAGUUCAUUUGCUAAGUUAUUCCAUCUCUCUCUCUCUCUCUCUCUCUCUCUCUCUCUCUCCCUCCCUCUCUCCCUCUCUCUCUCUCUCUCCCUCUCUCUCCCUCUC